Messenger RNA from Spodoptera littoralis (African cotton leafworm), 906 nucleotides. Lineage: Eukaryota; Metazoa; Arthropoda; Insecta; Lepidoptera; Noctuidae. The record is from the annotation of a GenBank genome assembly.
AUGGUGGACAUGUCCAAAAGCCCAAAACUUCUUUACGUGAAGGGGAUGAAUCUUUCGGAGUCUGAGGGUGAUGAUGAUGAUCAGUGGGACGACAAGAAAUUAAAUGAUGCGUAUGACAAAGCUGUAAGAAUUGCUAACGUUGAGGUGGCGAAGCGCGUGGCUAUGUCUACAAACACUCAGGGUUCGACCAAUGAUCCUACAUUUUCCCCAAAAAAAGAGAAGUUAGCAACAAAACCAGCCAAGAAGAAAGCUACAAUCCUGUCUGCCAAUACCAAUGGAAUUGCUGAUGAUAAGCCAAAGGAAAUGAGAUGGAAACCUAGCAUGCCAUGUCGGCUGGUGUAUGCUGAAGAUGGCCUGGAGUAUGAAGCCGUUAUAGUUAGAAUUGUUGAUGAUAACGACUGUGUUGUCAAAUAUUUAGGCUAUGACAAUCAAGAGCUGGUGUCAAUAGAUUCUCUGAAACAGUCUCUGGGCAAGGAUGCUAGGGCCCAGCAGAUUAAGGAUGCGAGGAGAGAUCAGACUGAAGAUAGCUAUGGUAGCCUGUCACCCAAUGUUGAUGGUGCAGAGGCUGUGGAGUGCAGUGACAGGGUGCCUAGUCCUGAUAGUAUAGGAAGAUCAUCUCAUAAAAAGAAGAAACCAUCUAAAAAGAAAAAGAAUCAAGCGAGGGGUAUCAAUAUCAAUGGCUUUGAGCUGCCAGAGAUGCCACCCAUACCUAACUUGUCUAUGUUGAGAAAUCAACUAGGUUCAAUGGAAAUGCCAAUGCCGCCGCCGCCAAUGGCCCUCUCAAUGGACCGGUCUGACACCGAGGACCAAGCCAUAUCAUCCAUGCUGCUCAGCUGGUACAUGAGCGGCUACUACACAGGGUUAUAUCAAGGACUAAAAAGGGCAAAAGAUGGGCGCAGGAACUAG